Molecule: messenger RNA, 1564 nt
Organism: Varanus komodoensis (Komodo dragon)
Lineage: Eukaryota; Metazoa; Chordata; Lepidosauria; Squamata; Varanidae
Gene: ITPRIPL1
Product: ITPRIP like 1
Exons: 1
Coding region: 1-1563 (520 amino acids)
Cellular component (GO): membrane
Source: RefSeq, a predicted model, not a curated record
AUGGUUUUGGGUGCCCUGCUCUUCCUGGCAGUAGUCACUCUGGUGCAUCGUCCUCUGAUGGUCAGUGACUACACGGACCUGGCCACACUCCACCGACUUCAGGAGCACGAGAAAUUGCUGGAAAAAGAAAUGGGGCAUCUGCAGGAAGAAUUUGACCAGGAAGACUGGAACUGGGCUUCCAGAGCAUGCCGGGAGGACUGGGUCCCCACUGACCUGACACCGGAAGAUGUAACGUGGGACGGGUGGCCCUACGUGGGGGUGGUCAUUCUUCUCCUCUUCGGGUGCUGCAGACACUCCAUGGAGAAGGAGCCCAGUGACGACUCCAGUGUGGACAGCUCCAGCACAUGCAGCAGCGAAGACUUCGACGACACAGAGAAUGAGCUCGACGCCGACGAACCCAAGCAACGAAGGCUGCAGGCCUUCUACGACCACUACAUUAAGGCAGACAUGAGUGACCUGGCCGCCAUGUGCAGUUUUGUUGAGUGCUUUGUCAACGACCUGCUGGAGGCAUGUCGGAAUGCCCUUCCGUCGCCAAACACCCUUCUUUUGCUGGAGAACUGCAUCGGGGUCAACAGUGCCUUCGAGGGAUGGCACGCGAUGAAGGAGUGCCACCCGUUCAGCGUCCUCGUGCCGGUUCUGCCGCCCAAGGGGCACUCCCUCCACAUCAAGACAAGUGACUCCGAGGGUGCGCCAAGAAAACAUGGGCACGUUAAGGUCGACCUGGAGUGCGUGUGCAAACGGGAGAGGCUCCUGGGGGAUGUAACCUGCUUUCUGCACCACCCAGAACACACAUGGAGCAAAGACGAGGAGGGAAACUUGCUUCUGCACGCCUUGUGCUCCAGUUCGCACUUGGACGUGGAAAAAACGGUUCGUUGGUUCCAGAAUCUUGUGGGCAAGGCCUGGAAGAGCAUCCAGCAGAAGUACAACCUCAAGGUCUUGCCCCAGCCCUCCAGCACCACAUGCCGGCUGGAACUGGCGUUUCGGUCGGGAAGGUCAAUCCAGCUGGACAUCAUCCUUGGGGUGCAGCAAGGAGACUCACUGGUCUUCCUGGCCACUCACGAUGCGGAGAGAGGGAAUUCACCGGGCGGCGGGUGGCAGAGGACCUUUGCCAUCCAGGAGCUGCUGUUUUUCAAAUGGGUGAGCCAGCAGGCUCCCAAGGAGUGCUGCCACCUGAAAUGCCUCCAGCUCCUCCUCUUUUUCAAGGAGUCCAGCCCAUCGGAUCAGAACGUGGUGCUCACCAGCUAUCACUACAAAACAUGCUUGAUGCACCUCUUGCUCCUCCAGCCCCUGUCCGACUGGAAGCUGGCGAACAUAGUGCGGAGGCUUCAGGACCUCCUCCUCUUCAUGCAGGCUGCCCUGCGCGAGAAGCACCUCGAGCACUUCCUGGUCGGGAACCUCUCCUUGCCGGUCCAAAUUCCUAUGCCCAAGGCACUCCGAAGUGCAGACCCCCUCAAUCUUUUUGAGCACUUGGCACAGGACUCCUGUCUCCAUGCCAAGGCAGUGGAGGAAUUUGUGGAGGUUGUCGAACAAGUGAGAGCUUUGCUGUCAGACCUGGAAGAGUAGC